AUGGAUGUGGCCACAGCGCCAAAGCAAGCCUGGCCCCCAUGGCCGCCCCUCCUCGUCCUGCUCCUCCUGCCCGGAGGGAGCGGCAGCAGCUGCCCUGCGGUGUGUGACUGCACCUCCCAGCCCCGGGCAGUGCUCUGUGCUCACAGGCGACUGGACGCUGUCCCUGGGGGGCUGCCCCUGGACACUGAGCUCCUGGAUCUGAGUGGGAACCGCCUGUGGGGGCUGCAGCGAGGAAUGCUCUCCCGCCUGGGCCUGCUCCAGGAGCUGGAUCUCAGCUACAACCAGCUCUCCACUCUUGAGCCUGGGGCCUUCCUCGGCCUCCAAAGCCUACGCACCCUGAGGCUGCAAGGAAAUCGGCUCCGAAUCAUGGGGCCCGGGGUCUUCUCAGGCCUGUCUGCCCUCACGCUGCUAGACCUGCGCCUCAACCAGAUCGUCCUCUUCCUAGACGGAGCCUUUGGGGAGCUAGGCAGCCUCCAGCAGCUGGAGGUUGGGGACAACCACCUGGUGUUUGUGGCUCCGGGAGCCUUCACGGGGCUGGCCCAGCUGAGUACCCUCACCCUGGAGCGUUGUAACCUCAGCACAGUGCCUGGCCUCGCCCUUGCCCGGCUCCCAGCACUCAUGGCCCUAAGGCUUCGAGAACUGGAUAUCGGGAGGCUUCCCGCUGGGGCCCUGAAGGGGCUGGGGCAGCUGAAGGAGCUGGAGAUCCACCACUGGCCAUCUCUGGAGGUGCUGGACCCUGGAAGCCUGGCGGGGCUCAACCUCAGCAGCCUAGCCAUCACCCGCUGCAAUCUGAGCUCAGUGCCUUUCCAAGCGCUGCACCACCUGAGUUUCCUCAGGGUCCUGGAUCUGUCUCAGAACCCCAUCUCUGCCAUUCCCGCCCGGCAGCUCAGCCCCCUGGUGCGGCUGCAGGAGCUGCGGCUGUCAGGGGCAUGUCUCACCUCCAUCGCUGCCCACGCCUUCCACGGCUUGACGGCUUUCCACCUCCUGGAUGUGGCAGAUAACGCCCUUCAGACGCUAGAGGAGACAGCCUUCCCUUCUCCGGACAAACUGGUCACCCUGAGGCUAUCUGGCAACCCCCUGACCUGCGACUGCCGCCUCCUCUGGCUGCUCCGGCUCCGACGCCACCUGGACUUUGGCACAUCCCCCCCUGCCUGUGCUGGCCCCCAGCAUGUCCAGGGGAAGAGCCUGAGGGACUUUUCCGACAUCCUACCUCCAGGGCACUUUACUUGCAAGCCAGCCCUGAUCCGAAAGUCCGGGCCUCGCUGGGUCAUUGCUGAGGAGGGGGGACACGCGGUCUUCUCUUGCUCUGGAGAUGGAGACCCAGCCCCCACUGUGUCCUGGAUGAGGCCGCGGGGCGGCUGGCUGGGCAAGGCUGGGAGAGUGAGGGUCCUAGAGGAUGGGACGCUGGAGAUCCGCUCCGUGCAGCUGCGGGACCGAGGGGCCUAUGUCUGCGUGGUCAGCAACGUAGCUGGGAACGACUCCCUGAGGACCUGGCUGGAAGUAAUCCAAGUUGAGCCACCAAACGGCACUUUCUCCGACCCUAACAUCACCCUGCCUGCCAUCCCAGGCCCUUUCUUUCUGGAUAGUAGGGGUGUGGCAAUGGUACUGGCUGUUGGCUUCCUCCCCUUCCUCACCUCCGUGACCCUCUGCUUUGGUCUCAUUGCCCUCUGGAGCAAGGGCAAGGGCCGGGUCAAACAUCACGUGACCUUUGACUUUGUGGCACCUCGGCCCUCUGGGGAUAAGAACUCUGGGGGUAACCGUGUCACUGCCAAGCUUUUCUGAUCUUUCCUGCCACACGGGGGGACCUGGCCAAGUCAGCUUGAGAAACCAAAGGGGAAGACACACCAAGGCUGUGCGGGCUAGAACCUCGUCCCAAGCAGCACAGACUCUCGCCCCUCCUGCCCGCUUCAUGCCAGCAACUAAGGAUGCUCCUGAGAGCCCACCGUCCUGUGCUUUCUCAGGGAGGGCAGCAUCACCGUCUCCUCUCCCAGGGCUCCAGGGAACUGAAGACAGAGACUCUGGAAUUGGCCUGGUCCUCUUUUGCUCCCCCAUCCCACCAGUACCAGGCACAGAAAACAUGACCAAGGCUCCAGGCUGCUAGGCUAACCACAGGACUGUCUUUCACAUACUUAUAUCCUUUAAGAACCAAUACCAACUACCAGCCCCAGCUGGAAGGUGACUCUCCAUGACUGGGCUGGGAGGUGCACUGCUCCUCAGCCCGGACUCUCCCGUUCUUGUCUACUCCCCAGCCCCAGCCCUACCCCUAGCCCCUCGGUGCAAGGAACAAGAGCCAAGAACCCUCAGGCUAAGGGGAAGAGGAUGCCAGCAAGUGCGGGGUAAGGGAGGGCACGCUGCACCCAGGCCUGUGUCUGCAUGACCCUCCACCUCCUC
Molecule: messenger RNA, 2391 nt
Organism: Tupaia belangeri chinensis (Chinese tree shrew)
Lineage: Eukaryota; Metazoa; Chordata; Mammalia; Scandentia; Tupaiidae
Gene: LINGO4
Product: leucine rich repeat and Ig domain containing 4
Exons: 1
Coding region: 1-1782 (593 amino acids)
Cellular component (GO): plasma membrane
Molecular function (GO): protein binding
Source: RefSeq, a predicted model, not a curated record